Messenger RNA from Xiphophorus maculatus (southern platyfish), 6923 nucleotides. RefSeq names its product proteinase-activated receptor 3-like. The transcript is spliced from 2 exons. Gene Ontology annotation, biological process: phospholipase C-activating G protein-coupled receptor signaling pathway; thrombin-activated receptor signaling pathway; blood coagulation. Gene Ontology annotation, molecular function: thrombin-activated receptor activity. NCBI's taxonomy places the organism in Eukaryota, Metazoa, Chordata, Actinopteri, Cyprinodontiformes, Poeciliidae. The coding region runs from base 3364 to 4473 and encodes 369 amino acids. Gene Ontology annotation, cellular component: membrane. The record is from RefSeq and is a predicted model, not a curated record.
GUGCCUGGAAAAAAACAUGAUACUGUCUCUUUAAGAAGUGAAAACAAAUUGCUGACUGAAUCUAGAGCAGUGCAAUUUCAGAUUUUGCUUAAUCCAAAUGUGUGUUGGGAUUGUUGGGGAUGGCGGGUCAAACUUUUCUUGAAGUUGAAGAAUUUGAAUCUUCUCCACGGCGGUGGUAUCAUGCUGCCACUGCCAUGCUCGACACUUGGUUCAGUGUUCUGUAGUGUAAAAGUUUCAUCUCAACAGACGUCUUAUCAUCGUGGCCACACAGCUGAGCCUUAUUGCCCUCUUAGCACAAAAUAUUUCCCCCAGAAGGCGUUUGGCUUGCACAUGUCAGCACCUGCACACUUUAGCUGAAGACGCUGUUGCUGAGUUUGAGAAAAAGCUUUUUCAUGGUAAGCACAGUUUUAACGCUUGGUGAUAACAAACUCACUUAACUCUGGAGAACAUCUUCAGCAUUUGUGGUUCUUGAGUUUUCUCUAAACAUGCUCACCAAUCCACGUUUAGGAAGAGGGGCUAAACCUGGAUUUUCCAACAGGAAAACGGUCAUAAAAACAUUUCGUAACCAGUUUUGGAACGGAAUAACAUGCCAACAUUAAGUCUUUGGAACAGCCUCAACCCUACAGUAAAUAAAUUAUGCACUAGUGUGUUGCAUGUCUAAAAUGAUCCAAAUGAGGCUGUUUACUAUGAUGAAUAACCAACAAUAAACUGUAACUCGUUCGCCCAAUUCUGCUUUUUCAAAUUAACUGGAGUUGUUUGCCGUAUCGUCAUUUUAUCUGGGAAAAUGAAUGGAUCAAAACCCCAAAUUCUUCACGGGGAGACCCAUCCCCGUGAAGUUAUGCCUUUAAAGUUCUUAUUUUGAAAAAAAACCCCAACUGAUUUAUUAAUUCUGUUUGACUUUAUGGAAAACGGAAGCAGACCAGAGAUGUGGUCGUAAAGAAAGACACAGGAAACAGAUGGCUGCCAACGGAUGCAACGCUGCGUUUGGAGAGAAGGACCGCCGAAGCGACACUCUAAGAUGAGUCGUUUAUGGAUUUUCAUUGUUUCUGUGUCACUACUGCUCUUAUGGGGCAACAAUUAGUUUGUAUUUUACAGCCAACCAGUUGGAAACCGCAGUGGUACAGAUCAAAUGACUUCCCUCUCGACUUUGCUUUGAACGUCUCUGUGGUCUUCAUAGCUUGACGUCACUGACGCGAAGCGCUCCCGAGUCUUAAGAAAAAGAAAGAAAAAAAAGUCUGCGUAGGUUGAAUGUGAACUGAACACACAAACAUUUGAGAAACAGAUUUAGUGAAAACACUGAGACAUCUGUUAACAGCUGGAUGCCAGAGCUCCGAUAAUAAACUGUCCCUUUGGUCGGAGAAAGUACUGAAAUGCUGCGUCUUGCAAAAAAAUAUAUAUUCACAGAGCCAAAACCUUUUCAUGUUUCAUCAUUACUAAUGGGAUUGCAUGUGACGGACCAACAGAAACUAGAAUGUAGCGAAAAAGCGCGAGAAAAAGCCACGGUGGCCAUACAUUUUUAUUAAUAAAACACUUUAAUUUAAAAGAAAAAAAGUUACAUAAUCCAGAGACACGGGUGUGGUCUUUGAGCGACCACGUUAGCGAUCAAACAGCAUCGUGAACACCGAGGAAAGCAGCACACAGGUCAGGGUGUCAUGCUGAGUGUGGGUGGUGGAGGACACAAACGUAGCGAGGCUGAGACAUAUUGAUGAUUUAGUGAAAAAAAAUGAUUUAAAAAAAAAACAAUGGAGAACAAAAAACACACAGGACCCAGGAACAAAAAGCCAGCAGGGUGAAGCAGCAGGAUUAACAAGGAGAAUAAAUAGUAUAUAAUGUAGAGCCUUAUUGGUGAUCAAGGAGCAGGUGGCUGAUUAGAAAUGGGUUGCAGAUGUGAGGAGAGAGAGAGAGAAAAUGGCACAAGGGGUGAGGGAGGGUACACAAAGUGGUAACAAAAAGCUAGCGGUAAGGAAUAUAACAAAACAAGUAAAAACAAGCUGAUCUAAUCAAAGAAAGAGACAAGAGGCUGGAAUCAAACCCCAGAUUAACUCAAAACAGGUCCAGGUCCUGACACGGAGAAAGUUAUGCUAAAGGUUAAAGGAUGAUUAGGUAGGUUAUAAAUCAGAUCAAUGUUCUGACAUCAUCCUGACGUGGAAAGCUAAGGCGCUAAUAGCAGAGCUAAUUUUUCAUUUAGCGAGUCAGCUUUUUUCACCGAUCCCUGAAUCAGCGCUAAUUUUCCUGGUUGUUUUCGUGAAUGUUCAGUUGAGUAACGUUUGACAUCAGUGUUAAAGUUUCGGUUGUUAAGAAUAAUUUAAGUAGUUAGCCGUUCGAUACCUGCUCAUAUUUUGAAGUGGGUGAAUAUUGCUAACGCAGCAGUUGUGUUUCCUCUCCUCACAUGGAGCCACGUAGCAAAAUGGCAAUUUUUAUUCUCUACCCAGAUUGCAGUUCUACAGUAAACAGUUUCAAAUCAACUGAUUUGCUUUCUGACUAACAACCAACUGUGGUAAUUUUGGUAAAAUUAGCAACAGAGUUAGCAGAACUUAAUUGCUAAAAAAAACUAAUAAUGACAUAUGUGUUUCAAAGAAUCUCUUUGGAAGCGCAAAAAAAGAGGAACAACAACUAAUUUAAAUUUGUUGACUGUGGUUCUGUGUUCAAUGACUCAUUGACACCUGGUGAGUCAUUGACAUCUGGUGAGUGUCAAUAUGGCUGAAUGUAGCAGAAUUAGUGUUUAUGAUAAGUGCUUUAGGGUUAGCGCAACUAAUGUUUUAGCGAGAGCCAAUAGAGUGUUUGUGUGUUUUUUUCCAAGGAGCAGCAGCCAGUGACACUGUAAGAGAUAAAGUUUUUGCGAAAAUGAAGUCCAUCGUUUAAGUUCCAACACUGCGAGUUGAGACUAAACAAAGUUGCUCGCCUCCAGACAAGCUUAUCGUCUCCGGACAGACAUUUCCUCAAUAAUCGUCCGGCUGUCUUUGCUACGCUUCACCUCACGUCAUGUUUCCUCUCACAUGAACCAUUGCUUCCCGUGUGACAGAGGAACAUUUUAAUAUUUGCAUUUCCCUCUGAGUUUAGCAUAACAGUCUGCUAUUCAAAUAUGCUGCUGGUCAUUAUGAAGGAACAUUAGGAGUAAACAAAAAGUUGAGGCAGAGGUGUUUCAUAUGGGUUAAAGUGAAACCAAGAGCAAGCUGGGGUGCUGCAGAGUUCAUGAUGCUUUUUUUCCACCCUUCAGUCUGUGGGUUAGAGGUGGAACUUCUCACUUGAACACUCCCACAGGGCUGACAGCAAGCUGCGGCGCAGAGAGGGGAAACUUGGCAAACAAAAAGCUGCGAGGUUCACUUCUGAGAAGAGCGUCGUUUGACUGCGAGGCAAAACAACAUGAGGAAACUUUUCAUUCUCCUUCUCCUGUUUGCCCUUUUUGUACACGGGACACUUCAGAAACAUGGAAAAAAGAAGAACUUGCCGGAGAAAGUGUUCCCUCAGCCCAGAGUGUUUUUAGGAAUCCGUCCCACACUGUCUGACGCCCAUGGCACCCAGCCUCCCAACGCCACUGAUCCUCCGUCUCUGCAGGGCUUAAGCGACACUGCCGUAGGGUACCUCAAAGGACUCCUGAGCACCAGAGUCAUCCCCGUCAUCUACCUGCUGGCGGUAAUCGUCGGGAUCCCGACCAACAUCACCAUCCUGUGUUUGCUCGCCACCAAAAUUAGGAAGGUGUCGUCCGCCAUCCUCUACUGCAGCCUGGCCGCCUUCGACCUGUUACUCCUCGUCUCUCUCUUCUUCAAGGCUCACUACCAUCUCCUCGGAAACAACUGGGUGCUCGGAGAAGCCGCCUGUAAGGCGGUCACCGCCUGUUUCUAUGGUAACCUCUACGGCUCGGCUCUGACUCUGGCCUUCAUCGCCGUCAAGCGCUACAUGGCGGUGGUACACCCAUUCAUGUUCAAAACGCUGCCCAAGAAGAGGUGCAUGGCCUUUGCCGUCCUGGUCCCAUGGCUGGCCUUCGGCGCCUCCGUCGUCCCCCAGGUUUUGGUCCAACAGACAUUUUGGGUCUCCCAGCUGAACCGCACCACCUGCCAUGACGUGAUGCCCCUGAAAUCUGACUCUCACAAGUUCCUGCUCUUUUGCAACCUGACUCUGGCGGUUCUGUGCCUUCUGGUGCCCAUGGUUGUCACCACAGUGUGCUUCAUCAAAAUCCUCACCGCCCUCAACCAGUCGCACUACGACUGGGCGAUGUACAUCAAGUCCAGCUCUCUGGUGUUUACCAUCUUUCUGCUGUGCUUCCUUCCCACUGGUGUCCUGCACUUUCUCCAUUAUGUGCAGCUGUCUGCGGGAGGGGCAGAGAGUCUGUACAAAUAUUUCAACAUGGCGGUGUGUCUCUGCUGCCUCCACGCUUGCCUGGACCCCUUCUUCUUUUUCCUCAUGUCCAAGUCUGCAGGAAGCAAAUUGUACUUUCUGACCUUCAAAGGCAAGAACGUCAGUGUGUCAUUCUGAAAGACAAUAAGGGUGUUUUCACACCUGAUAGUCCUUUAGACUCGGUUCGAUGGGGUAACGUGUUACAUUUUCAACAUUUGUUACAUUUUCAACUGGUGCGGUUUGCUUUCACACUAAACUGUGUCAAACGAUCCCAGCCCUUUGAAAAACCUGUUUGGGCGCUGCACCAAGAACCGCUGAGGGGAAUUAACAUCCUACUUCGCAAAGCGUAAACAAAAAUGAAGUAGGGUCAUAAUUUAGCAAUUGUAGGACGUCUGUUUUGUCUUUGGUAAAAGACCAUGAGCCGUUUCUCUCGCUACCGCUUUGGAGCGAUCUCAUGUCUGCUUGCAUUCACAUAUGCAUUCGAACCGCGCCACAGUUCACUUCAACAGAACUGAGACUUAGGUUUUUUUAGGCCGAGCAGAGUUUGCUUCUUACAUCCGCAUCAGAGUUCGAUUAGGCCAUGAACACCUUCCCAAACGAGUCGGACUUUCGGGGCAAAUGAACUAGAGUUCAAUUAACGUGAACUAAACAGUCCUGGUGUGAAUGCACCCUAAAUGUUUUAAAGAAAACUGACAAAUUUCAUGCUUUCUGUGGCUGGAACCCAAAGAGAAAGUAAUUCGGGUUAAGGGAGCGUUAGCCUUGAUGCAAAGGCUGUUUUGAAAGUAGCACUUUUCUUUUCAAUAAAUGUUUAUGACAGAUUGGUUUAAUGAAACCUGUACCUUUUUUACCAGUUUGAUGUUAAUGUUACAAAAUAGUUGAAAGCAUUCUUAAAUGUAAUUUCUUUCAAGCUGAUAAGUACGGAGCCCCUCUGCUGACACGGGAGACGAAAAAAACCCCAAAAAACUACUCACACCUCUUGAAGCUCUUUUACAUUUGGAAAAGCAGCAUUUUGUUUGGAUUUAAGAAUAAUGCAUGAAGGUUUAUGACUGAAAAUGUUUUACAAGGGGCAGACAUUGCAAAUUAGCUUUGGCUACAAAUGUUAGCAUGUAAGGUGGUUGUUAAUACCUGGGACUUGUUCAUAUCGAAAUAGAUAAUUCAAUUCAACGCCACUAAAACCAGAUCUUAUUUUAAAAAACCAUUAAGGAUCAAAGUGCUGUACAGAUGAGUAAAACAUAAAAAAAGAUUAAAAAGGCAUUAAACAGAUGCAAUCAUAAACAUAAAGGAGAAUCAAAUAAAUGAGUAAAUAAUACUUGCAACAUCUCAGAUGGCGUCGAAACAAAGAUGGGUUUUAUGACGGGAUUAAAAAAUGUUCCAUCAUGCUGUAACUAGUUUAAAUUCCUAAGAAAGCUGGACAAUGUUCCAAAGAAUAGAAGCGUUUAGCUGCCAGUGUUACGUAAUAAAUUCAGGAGACGUGUCUCAGUAAAGCAGGAAAGUUUCUCAUUUUAAUGACUCACAAAAUUAAAUACCUUAAAACGCCAUAAGGGGGUUUCCUGUGACUCUCCAUCUUCUCACUCUGUUUCAUCUUCUACUGCAAGGUGUUGCUGUUUUACUGUUACGACUUUUCCUGUUGAAACGAGAACACAGUUUGGCUUUAGUGAGGUAUAAACCUCUAUGCGGCUGUUUUAUAUCUCUUUAAACAAAAACGUUUCUCAUUAUAACGAAGUACUUCUCUUGAAUUUAUUUUCAUCCUAUCUAAAUGGCGUAAAACGUGGUUUCCUGCAGGUGGAUUAUCCUGUAAACAAUGCCAUCAUUCACCAACUUCUUGGACAGCCAGUAGCUACUGUCCUUUUUGGAAAGUCAUGACCUGGAAAAUGACGAAGCACAACCUUGCUACUAAAAGUAAAGCUAGCAUGCCAAGACUUAAGAGCUGUAAGCACAAAAGUGGCAGAAUGCUAACUAGCUAGUAACUCAGAUUACUGUUAGUUAGCUUGGCAGACGCUGCUCCAUACACAGCAGAGCAGCAAAAGGAGAUGCCACUCCAUAAAAUAAGCACAUUUACUUGGAACUACUCUGACUUUAGAUCUGGAACUUCUUGUGACAGAAGCCGAAAUUAAAUCUUGAUUUUUCUAAAUAUCUUCAGCUCGGACAAAUCUUUGUUUUGAGUACAUGAAACGACUGACACUCACCCUUGUUGCCUCACUCUUCGUUAUGCGGUCAGUAUAACAUGGAUUGCACUGAGGAAAUACAACUUCAGCAGUGCAUAUUGGCUGUUAUGUGGCUGCAGUUUUAGAUGACUAGAAAAAAAAACAAAAAACACUGGGUUGGUCAAAAGUUUCACUGACAAGUCCCAGCACGACACUGGUUUAAUGUGAAGAUCCAUCUUGUGUACAUUUUUCUUGAGCAAGAAUGAAACGCAGAGUAAAAACCAGCACUUAUUUUGCUUAAGCUUUGCUCUUUAUAAAUGUAUUUAUUUGUAUUUUUUUUACUGUGAAGAUCUCCUUUGUCCCUUUUAUUAAAUGUUAUCCUGUAUUUCACUUUACAUAUUGUAUAGCUUACUGAUGAUGAUUAAAUAAAUAAGUUGCAAAAUA